This is a messenger RNA of Sphaeroforma arctica JP610, 402 nucleotides long. RefSeq lists its product as hypothetical. The annotation marks the transcript as partial. The record is from RefSeq and is a predicted model, not a curated record. Lineage: Eukaryota; Ichthyosporea; Ichthyophonida. The transcript has 2 exons.
UCACAGUCGCCUAUAGUAGGACAUGACGCUACAGCUUCCCCAGCAAGUGGCGAUACAGCACCUCCUUAUCAACUGCCUGGAAACCCGAGCGCAGACCAACCACCACUGCUUGAUGCCGAAGUUUCCCUUACUGAGCACUCCACCAAUAUGGCGCCGUGUAUCAAUAGCACUGACAAAUCUAAUAAUAGAACACCCGGGCCCAGACCUGCAUCGACUGAGCCUAUAUAUGAUAAGGCAUCGACAGUCGUGGGCGGCCCCGAUGCAGCUGUGAGGAGACAGACCACUGUGGGAGGUACGUCAGGAAGUCUGCCCCACAACGCCUCCAUCUCAGAUAUGACGAGCAUGGUAUCAGACUGGACCAUGGGCUAUUUCAAGCAUACUAAACAGGUAUGUAUGUACUAG